AAGCAAGUGGUCCACCUCUCUUAACAUUGAUUAUAGAUUACUAGCAUUUUCAAGGCAAAUCGGAUGGAAUUUGUCGCUGCACCACCAGUGCAUAGAGUCCUAUGUGCGGACUGUGGAACGCCCAUCGUCCCUAAUUCUGCCAAUCUAUGUGUAGCGUGCCUACGGAAUACGCAAGAUAUCACCGAAGGCAUCCCCAAGCAAGCAUCCGUAUCAUUCUGUCGAAACUGUGAACGAUUCCUCGCGCCGCCUCAGUCAUGGAUGCUUGCUAGACCAGAAUCCUCCGAGUUGCUCGCUAUCUGCCUAAAAAAGCUGAAAGGUCUGAGUAAGGUGCGGCUGACAGAGGCACACUUCAUAUGGACCGAGCCGCAUUCCAAACGGCUGCGUGUGUCAUUGACUAUUCAAAAGGAGGUCCUCACAAACACCAUAUUAGAGCAGACGUUCGAGGUAGAGUACCUGGUGCAGCAUGGACAAUGUCCCGAUUGCGCAAAACUUGCCGCCAAAAACACUUGGAAAGCACUUGUUCAAGUGCGACAGAAAGUUACACACAAACGGACAUUUUUGUUCCUAGAGCAGCUCAUUCUGAAGCACGGUACUCAGAAGGACACAAUCUCUGUCAAGGAAGUUCGGGAUGGUCUUGAUUUCUUCUACAGCCAGCGUAGUCAUGCCCUUAAGAUGGUUGAAUUCCUAGGUGGAGUCGUGCCUAUCCGUCAAAAAGCAUCGGAACAACUGUUGUCGUCUGAUACUCACAGUAACACCGCCAACUUCAAGUAUACGUAUUCCGUUGAGAUUGUUCCCGUAUGUAAAGAUGAUCUCGUCUGUAUCCCGCUCAAGCAAGCACGACAACUGGCCAAUAUAAAUCCCCUGACGCUCUGUACCCGCGUCGGGAACUCGCUUCAGCUUCUCGAUCCAUCUACUCUUCAAGCCUGCGAAAUCACGGCACCCACGUAUUGGCGCACACCCUUCGAUUCCCUUGCGACUGUGUCCGAUCUCGUGGAAUUUACUGUUCUCGACAUUGAGCCCGAUGGCCGGUCUCGGGGAAAGUACGUCCUCGCUGACGCCCAAGUGGCCCUCGCUGGUGCCUUCCGAUCCGGAGGUAUGAACACCGAUGACGACGGCAUGAUGGACUACGAGAGCAGUGGCUUUACAAAUCAGAUAUUCCAUACACGGACGCAUCUUGGGGCGAUCCUUCAGGCAGGGGAUACCGUCCUAGGAUACCACCUGACGAACGCGAACUUGAACUCGGAUGAUUUCGCAGAGCUUUCCUCUGAUCGGAUACCAGACAUAAUAUUGGUGAAGAAGACUUAUCCGAACAGACGCAAGAAGAACAAGGCCAGAAAUUGGAAGUUGAGGAGUAUUGGCAAAGAGGCUGGAGAGGAGGGAGAGACUGGGAGUGGACGAGGGGUGGUGGGACGGAUGGGAGGUAGAGAUCAAAAGAAGGUCGAGGAAGAUUACGAGUUGUUCCUUCGGGAUAUCGAGGAAGACGAAGAGAUUAGAGGGGCGGUGAAUCUAUACAAGGCCGGGGACGUGCAGAUGAAAUCAGACAAAGAGAGGGCUAGAGGGAAGCGGAAUAAUCAAUAUGCGAUGGAUGUGGACGAAACGCCUGCCGUUGAAACUGACGACGAACAGGAAGAGGCCGAUUUCCCGGAGGUCAGGCUGGAGGACUUGUUGGAGGACUUUGACGAGAUGACAUUGGCUGACCACCACGAGUAGACGAUUUCAUCGAUUUGUUGACAUGUCGAGACUGAGAAUUUGCGGCGGGUCACUAUCAUUUGAAAUGAAAUUUGAUUAUCGUUGUAGCGCGUCAUGGCGGGUCAAGGCACGGUAUCCAGAGUAGGUAUCCUUAUGAAGGUAAAGUGCUUAGAGCUAGGUCCAUGGUGUCGAAAUCAUUUUCAUGUCGAUGUUCGUUUCGUGGAAGUCCAGAACUUUUGUAGGGGCUGCGAGAGGAUUCAUUAGACAGA
Molecule: messenger RNA, 1958 nt
Organism: Guyanagaster necrorhizus
Lineage: Eukaryota; Fungi; Basidiomycota; Agaricomycetes; Agaricales; Physalacriaceae
Product: NMD3-domain-containing protein
Exons: 6
Coding region: 64-1710 (548 amino acids)
Biological process (GO): ribosomal large subunit export from nucleus
Cellular component (GO): nucleus; cytoplasm
Molecular function (GO): ribosomal large subunit binding
Source: RefSeq, a predicted model, not a curated record